This is a messenger RNA of Diaporthe batatas, 2298 nucleotides long. RefSeq lists its product as uncharacterized. Lineage: Eukaryota; Fungi; Ascomycota; Sordariomycetes; Diaporthales; Diaporthaceae. The record is from RefSeq and is a predicted model, not a curated record. The coding region runs from base 1 to 1668 and encodes 555 amino acids. The transcript is spliced from 6 exons.
AUGUCUUCAUUCUCCUCUUUCGCCUCCGUCGUCGGCGCCUCGCUGCCCUUCCUCUUUCUCGGAGGUCUGGUAUGGGCGACCUCGACCUUGUUGGACGUCGACGCCACGUAUAUGCCGCGACAGCGGACUAUGCCUGGUAGCUGGGAUAGCACUGAUGAUGAGCAUCCCAUUUUCCUUACUCCCCCUCAGCCCCGUCACAGCCCAUCUGCCAUUUCUCGCACUGCCUCGUCUGUCUUUUCUGCCCUGUUUCCCUUUUCCCAGCCUCGUUCCAUCGCGUCCACAUCCCUGGUCGUUUCGUCCCCUUCUGCUUGCCCUGUCCCCUCUCACAACAUGAAGCGGCCCAGCGCUCGUGCUUCGUCUACUGGUGUAUUCCCGACGAGCACUUCCCCACAGACCUACUCACACUUGACAAGCUCGCAGUAUAGGUCCACCUCUAGUGACAAGGCGAUAAGGAAGGCACUGAGAAAGGGUUCGUCUGUCACCGCCGGACGUUCUCGUUGUCGUGCUAUCGAUCGGUCGACAAAAGCCCCGACAUUGUCGGGCCACAAGAACUCCCCGAAGUGGACUUGCCCUCUACCAGUCGCCGACGAUACUUCCGCUUCGCCUGUCUCCGCCCCCGUGCCCAAGUCCUUUUCCACCCCCGAGAAGAUCAAGAAGACGGAAGUGUUCUCUCCAGUUGGGGAAGUCCAGCCUGCUGAGGCUCAGAUGGAAGUCGAGACUUAUGUCACGACAUACCUCUCUCCGCCUAAGCCUGCUCCUACUUCCUUGGCUGCCAAGUUGAAGCUUGAUGGCUUUCGCUGCGGUUCUGCACCACUCGCCGCCUUUUCGCGAUACCUUCAACCUUUCAAGCCAAUAGCACCUCUUCCCAUGCCUUCUGCCCCUCUUCAAGAUGCCCCAUCAGUUGAGAUGGUGAUGAGCGACGUGCCCCCUAGUCCUCACACCCCUCGGCUCCCAUUCGAUCCUAUGGAGUUGGAUCAGCCCUCUCGGGUUGCUUCACCUACAUCACCAUCGACGACAAGCACCUCUCCCGGCAUCCUGCGCGAGGUCAGUGAACUGACGAUGCAAUUUUCCAACCUCAAGAUUCAACCUCCCCCUGUCGACAUCUCAUCUCUGGUUGAGAUGAUGGCACGGUCGAGCUUGAACGACAACCAGGAGAAGGCUCCGAUCUCUCAGCCUUUCCCUCCACGGUCUCGGAAAAUUCACCAAGCCAAGCCACCGUCAACUUCGUCAUUCGCUUCAUCUCAGGCGACUCCUUCUUCCUUCUCUGGUCAAUCCUCUUCGGUGCCGGCGCCAGCUGCCACUGUCAAGACAGAGAAGAAGGUCGCCCGCGCUCCCUCUCGGCCCUCGACUUCGGCAACCUCUGAGCCUCCUAUGAGUGCGACUCCCGCGACGCCACAGCGUCCUGCUGGCCAGCCUUCUCGGCCAGCAGCUCGCUCUUUCUCAGAGUACCGGCUCCCAAUCGACUGCCUCUUCAUCUUCUGGACAAGCCCCACCGGCGAAGGCAACCCCGAUUCCCACGGCCUCGAACUCCAAGCCUCUCCCCCAGUCUACCACCCGGUCUUCCUCCAGUCAACCCUCCAAGCCGGCGCAAGCCAGCGAAGCAAAGAAGGAGACCCCAAAGCUGUCAAAGAUGGGCCCGGUCGAUCCCAAGCUCGCCGCCAUCUUUGACCAGCUUGAGGCGGAAGAGAACGAGACCAAGACCGACAAGCCGCAGCCCAAGUCUCAGCCCCAGCCCCAGCCCACGCCCAAGCCCACGCCAACCCUCGCGCCGAAGCCUUCGCCGAAGCCCGAGCCCAAGCAUGAGCCCAAGCCUGAGCCAGAAGCCGACUCGUUCGAGGACCUCACCUUUGAGGAUCUCGAGGCACAGUUGGCUGUCGAGGAGCUGGAGAUAGAGAAGGAGAAGAAGUCGGUGCCCAAGUACACGGGCAACGACCGCAAGAUUGCGCCUCUGAAGAGGAAGUAGGACACUUCCAAAUCACAAGGACUUGGCCCGACGGGCACAUCAGGUGGAUGACAUACUUGCAUUUGGUCUGUGGGACCGAUUGGGUGCAUAUUUGUCAUUUUUGCUUUUACGAGCUGCUAAUUUCCCCCUUCUCUGCCCCUUGCUGGUACGGUUUUCCUCAGCACACCAACACCCUCUCGGUCCCUUGGUGAGUCCUCCCAUCUUCGCCCUUCCUUCUCUGCCCUUAUUGCUGGUACGGUUUUCCUCAGCACACCAACACCCUCUCGGUCCCUUGGUGAUCCUCCCAUCUCCGCCAUUCCUUCUCUGCCCUUAUUGCUGGUACGGUUUUCCUCAGC